Messenger RNA from Octopus sinensis (East Asian common octopus), 1599 nucleotides. Its product is annotated as ankyrin repeat domain-containing protein 10. Gene Ontology annotation, molecular function: protein binding. NCBI's taxonomy places the organism in Eukaryota, Metazoa, Mollusca, Cephalopoda, Octopoda, Octopodidae. The coding region runs from base 449 to 1471 and encodes 340 amino acids. The transcript is spliced from 7 exons. The record is from RefSeq and is a predicted model, not a curated record.
UCAAUAUAUAUGCAUAUAUUUACAUAUAUGUGAAAUAUAAAUAUACCAGUGACACGUGCUUGCCUUGGCUAAUUGAAAGAGACAAAGAAAUACAUCAACAAACUUGGCAGAACAUUGGAUUUGUACUGAUUUUUAUAUGACAACAUUAAUACAAAUGCUAUUAGAAUAACAAAGGAUAUAAAGGUGCCAGAGGAUCACAGAUACAUUUACAUUCUUAGUUGGUUUAGAUUUAGACAUUGAAGUUUUGCUGUGAAGCCUUUGUCUUGCCUUUUUGAGGGCCGAGGGUGAUUUGAGUUAGUGGAGUUUGUUAAUCCAAAGGGAGCUCCUUUAUUUAAUUUUAAAAUUUGCUGAAGUUGAAAUUUUGAAACAUAAAAGAUCGUCGACAACAACUGGGAUUUUUUUUAAAAGACAGCAAAGCAAAGAUAAAACCCCACAGAGGAAAAAGGCAAUGGAACAGGUGAACAAUAGCGACUGGACAUCGGAGAAGGAAGAUAUCCUAAGGAAUGACUACCCAUUACACUAUGCUUGCAGAGAAGGUGAUGUAGAUCGUUUGAGGCGACUCUUAGAUGAGUAUACGGCAACAAUGACUGCUCCGAUAAAUCUUGCUCUUUCUAAUUCCAUCAUGCUGAAAGAGGAUUGUUUUUAUGGCUGGACACCAGCUCACUGGGCCGCAUAUUUCGGCAAGCUUGCCUGCCUACAAAAACUGUCCUGCUUCAAUCGACCCUACAACCUGAAGUGUGAUAUGAGGAAUAGCAAGUUCCAACAGACACCAUCUCAUCUUGCAGCUUAUGCUGGUCACCCCCAUUGCCUUCAGUGGUUACUGCAGUCAAAUGCUGAAAUUAAUGCUCGGGACUAUCUCGGUGAAACCCCACUUCAUAAAGCUGCCAGCACCGGUACUUUGGAUUGUGUCAGCUUACUGAUCUCUUAUCAAGCAUCACUUGGCAUCAAAAAUAGCGAAGGUGAGACAGCGUGCAGUUUAGCCAGGAAAUCUGGCUUCUUGGAAUGCGCCCGCAACCUCGAAAUGGCUGCCAUGGGCUCCAUCAACGAGAGCCGAAGAACAGUUGUUGAUGACAUGGAAGUGCAAAGCUCAAGAAAUUUACACGAAAAGUCUCUGAGCGAUAUCCUCAUGGACAAGGAAGUCAAAAAGAACAGGAAAUUAGUUGGUGGUCGGAAGAGAACUCUAGAAGAUUUAGAUGAAGGAAUUUUCAAAUAUUUACGACAAGGGGACUAUGAACCGGAACGCCACAGUUCUGAAGACCCUGAUACUUCCAUGCCCCUAGAAUCGGAAAGGAAUACUCAAUCAUCAAACCAACAUCAAACUUCCAACAAUGAACUAAGCGUCCUAGAAUCCUUCAAAGCAGUCUUGUCUAUAUCGACCGAACCUCUGGACUAUGAUCCUCAGGAUUACCCAUAUUUGAUGAACAGCCCGCCUGGUUCACAUCCUACCAGUGCCAGUGGCAUAUUCCUGUAAAUGUUCUGCAAAAUGGUACCUUUUUUUCUGAAUACAAAAGUGGGAAAUAUCCAGAGAAGUUAACAAAGGAAAGGAAAAAAUGCAAAAUGUGACUUGCAGAAAAAAAGCCCAAAAAACAAAACAAAGGA